This is a messenger RNA of Striga hermonthica, 306 nucleotides long. Lineage: Eukaryota; Viridiplantae; Streptophyta; Magnoliopsida; Lamiales; Orobanchaceae. The record is from the annotation of a GenBank genome assembly.
AUGUACGCACAUGCUGCAAUAUGGUUUCAGCACAUCCCGAGCGAAUUCUGGCAGUCGAUCAAGCUCGAGGACAAGCCGAUCAUGACUGUAAGAGAUCCACAUGGAAGGUCGUGGCCGAUGAAGCUCAAAUUCGAAAAAAUUAAUGGGUGUAAACGGAUUAGAAUUUGUUCUGGGUGGUACGAAUUUUAUGCAUCAAAUGGUCUCAAGGAAGGAGAUGUUUGUCUUUUCGAGCUUGUUCGCCUGUCUCUCGAGUCCAUGGCUGUCGUGAUGAACGCUCGGUUUUCUCGUGCACACGCUCACGCGUAA